CGCUUUGAGUCUAGCCAUGAAUAGAUCCUCUACAAGUAUUUGCCUUGUGGCUUUGGUCAGCUUGGUGCUGGGCAGUGUGUUUGUGGCCUCCGUAUCCGCCGGCAACGAUUACCUGUGGGGCGAAAUAGGACCAAACGAUUAUAAGUUGGCCAAAGAUACGGUUAAGAAGGCCUUUGUGCUUGGUCUGGUGCAGUCAAAGAAAUAUGUGUUUAAACAAUCCAACAAUUUAGAUGCUCUGACCAUCACAGCCAUCCGGGUUACGGAUAAGAAAAGCAGCGAUGGUGCCACGGCUCAGCUCACCAGUGGGGGUCCCGGAUCGAAGGGGGCGACCAUAACCUUCAAAUCACAGCGUGGUAAAGGCAUUAAGGAUGUUGUCGAGAUUUGGGGUCGUUAAGCAGUUGUUCUCGAUCGGUAAAUAAAGAUGAGAAACCAAUCAA
This is a messenger RNA of Scaptodrosophila lebanonensis, 437 nucleotides long. Its product is annotated as probable salivary secreted peptide. NCBI's taxonomy places the organism in Eukaryota, Metazoa, Arthropoda, Insecta, Diptera, Drosophilidae. The record is from RefSeq and is a predicted model, not a curated record. The coding region runs from base 17 to 394 and encodes 125 amino acids. The transcript has 2 exons.